AUGUCACAGAAAGUGCCCAUUAGGGAUCCCCAUCUACAAGUCCAAAGUUGGACGCGAUGCAAGCUUCCAAUCCAUGUGCCCUUGCCGGAAAGUGUAUCGAAAAAUCGUAUUGAAGAUCUUCCAGAAAUCUGGCAUGAAUCAUUGACCGGUCUCAUGAACGCUCCGGGCUUCUUGAAUUUCAAGUGUGCUCGAAAUACUGUGAAUCUCCAAGAAGUGCUUUUUGCAAUCGGUUAG
Botrytis porri is the source of this 234-nucleotide messenger RNA. RefSeq lists its product as uncharacterized. The transcript has a single exon. The record is from RefSeq and is a predicted model, not a curated record. Bases 1 to 234 code for a protein of 77 amino acids. NCBI's taxonomy places the organism in Eukaryota, Fungi, Ascomycota, Leotiomycetes, Helotiales, Sclerotiniaceae.